AUGGUCUAUAACUUGUUGCUGGAAUUUGUGUCUGGAGGAACUCUUGGUGAUCUGAUUGAGAAAUCCAACGGUCAUGGAUUGCCUGAAGCUGAAGUUAAAAGGUAUACGAGGUCGAUACUUGAAGGGAUUAAGCAUAUUCACAAGUUUGAUUAUGUUCACUGUGAUUUGAAGCCGGAAAACAUUCUGUUUGUACCAAAUCCUGCAACUAGUACUGGUAGUUUUGUGGUCAAGAUUUCAGAUUUUGGAUUGGCUAAGAAAACCAAGGAGAAUUACGGUCAAUGGAGAGGCACUCCUACGUAUCUGUCCUCAGAAGCCUUGAAUGAUAGUGAGCAGGAGCCGCCCUCUGAUAUAUGGUCUCUUGGUUGUAUCGUACUUGAGAUGCCAACCGGCAAGUCCUUCUCAGAUUUAAAGCCUGGUUGUGAACUCGAAGUUUUCCACUAUAUGUUUGAUCACGUAUGUACUCCCAAAAUCCCUGCUGAAAUCUCAGGUGUGGCCAGGGAUUUUCUUAAAAGUUGCCUUGCCACGAGGUCUUGCGAAAGGCUGACCGCUGAAAAGCUCUUCCUUCAUCCAUUCGUUGUACGGCCAAAGCCAUCGAAAGCAGCUCGUCAUACAAAGGGGAAGGUGGUUUGA
Prunus mume (Japanese apricot) is the source of this 630-nucleotide messenger RNA. The record is from RefSeq and is a predicted model, not a curated record. Lineage: Eukaryota; Viridiplantae; Streptophyta; Magnoliopsida; Rosales; Rosaceae.